This is a messenger RNA of Protopterus annectens (West African lungfish), 3898 nucleotides long. RefSeq names its product proton channel OTOP1-like. Gene Ontology annotation, molecular function: proton channel activity. The coding region runs from base 131 to 1915 and encodes 594 amino acids. The transcript is spliced from 7 exons. The record is from RefSeq and is a predicted model, not a curated record. Lineage: Eukaryota; Metazoa; Chordata; Ceratodontiformes; Protopteridae. Gene Ontology annotation, cellular component: membrane. Gene Ontology annotation, biological process: proton transmembrane transport; inner ear morphogenesis.
AUUUAAUGAAGAACAUUGAUUAUUUUUAACAAGGAAUCCUUAGCAACACUUGACACUUUCAACAGUCACAUUAAAGCGACUCUUACAAAAGGACACUUGCAAUACAACCACUGAACAAAAGCUGGCUGUGAUGGUUGCAUGUAAUCCACCAGAUAUGUGUCAAAGAACGUGUGGUGUGGACACCACUGCUGAGGAUAAAAAAUGCAACAAACCAUCAAAGCUCUACAUCAGCUUUAGAAACAACUACCCUCAGAAAAAUGCAGCAAUCCUCAGUGGGCAGUAUGGAAUCAAUUUCUUUAUUGUUGGGCUUUUGCUAAUGAUACUGUUGGCUACCCAUAAAGGUGGAGUAAAAACAAAGCAUCUCUGUGCUUAUCUCAUUACCUUAAUGGCAGUGCAGCUGGUCUGGAUGAUUUGGUAUGUGAUCAGAAAACACAGACUGAGAAAAUUGAAAAGGGAGAAGGAUGUCCAUGCUGGAGCCUGGUGGUUGAAAUGUGGAUUGACAUUGUUUGCUGUUUUGGUAUUGAUACUGGAUGCAUUCAAAAUUGGAUAUUUUGUGGGAUAUUCUGCCUGCCUGUCUGCUGCUGAAGGGGUUUAUCCAGUUGCACAUGCAAUACACACAUUAGCACAGCUGUAUUUUCUUUGGUUUCAUGCAAAGGAUGUUAUCCACUCAUUCAAGACAUUUGAAAGAUUUGGAACUAUUCAUGCUGUGUUCACAAAUCUUCUGCUGUGGGCAAAUGGAGUCCUUUCUGAAUCAGAACACCAGUUAGAAGAAUACAAGAAAAGACUGUCUAACCUUGGCUUUACAAAUGUAACAGUCGGUACAAAGGAUCCAUACUGCAAUUGUACAACAAGUGCUUGCUCUGUGUUUGCCAAGGGUUAUUACUACCUCUAUCCAUUCUAUAUCGAAUACCAUAUUUUUGUAUCUGUAAUGCUUCUGGUUAUGUGGAAGAACAUUGGAAGAACGUUGGAACACCACAGUGGAAGAAAGCAUACAUUUAAACCACAUGGAAUUUUAUCUGGCUUUAUCACAGGAUUGAUUGCUUUAGCAAUUACCGUCGGAAUUGUUAUUGUAUAUAUAAUUCAAGUCAAUCACUCACCAAAUAAGAAAGACUUAGCAGUUACUAUGAUUUAUUCUUUUGGCAUCACACUUAUGUCACUGAUGGCUAUUGCUGAGGUUAUUGGCCUGAUGAUUUACAGAAUCGAUGUACGAUCGCUUGAUUAUUCAAAGAACCCAACAAGGAAGCUUGAUGCUGAGCUUCUAAUAAUCUCCGCAUGUGGGACUUGGCUGCUUUCAUGGAGCUCCAUCUUAGCAGUUAUAUGUGCUACAAGUCACCCGUCUUAUUCAUGGCUCAGUCUUCCAUAUUCCCUUAUAUCCAUUAUUGAAAAUUAUGUGCAGAAUACAUUUAUCAUUGAAUCAGUUCACCGUGAACACCAUGAGGACAAAGAAGACAUUCAGUUUACACAAGGAAUUUUCAGUGUCUCAAAUACAAGAAGCAUCUCAAUUGCAUCCUCCUAUGGUGUUUGCAAUGAAGCAUUUGACAACAAAACUGAAGAUCUGCCUAACAUGAUAGGGGGGUCCACAGAUAUACCAAGUGAUGAAAAAGAUAAUAAUAUACCAGAUAGUUCUGCAGCCACACUCCCAGUUGGUGAAAUUGUUCUGUCUGCUCAAAAAAAAUCAAAACUGGGAAAGAAGAGGACUAUACUCAAAAACAUUGCAGUUGCUUUGUUGCUAAGUAACAUAUCGCUUUGGAUUUUGCCAGCAUUUGGAUGUCGUCCACAAUAUGACAGUGGCUUAGAGGAAGCAGUGUAUGGCUUCGAAAACUGGGUUUCCAUCGUCAAUAUAGCAAUGCCAUUUGCUAUCUUCUAUCGAAUGCACUCAGCAGCACUUCUUUUUGAAGUAUACUGCAUAACAUAAUACGGUUGUCUCUGUCUAUUAAUGUACAUUGUUAUCGAAACCUCAAUUUUACGUAUUUUGUGUCAGGUACAAUAUUAUGAUAUUAUUUCCAACACUUUACUAUCAUGAAGUAGUUUUUAAUAUGACAAUGAAGGACUUUUGCAGCACAACUCUGAGUAGCAGAAGCCCGUAUUCACAAACGCACUUUUAAACAAAGUUAAUAUUAUAUGUAACAAAGAACUACUUAAGUGUACCAUGACAUUAUUUUUACAGCUACUUUGGAUAGAUGUGGCGCUGUGGGCACUUUAAAUCAUUUUCAUGGGGAAGUUUAAGGUAAGGAAUAGAGCUCAUAGAAAUAAUUCUCUGAAUGAAGAAGGAAAAUACUUCUGCUAAGUACCUUAUACUAUUUUCAAUGCUUGUUGGCAGUCCAGUUCCUGUUAUUCUCUAUAAAGAAAAACAAUUCACCAUUUGAAAAUUGGAGAUUGCAGGACAUAAAAGAAAUAAAAUCUAUCAGUAAGAAAACUUGGUAGUAUGUAUUUGCUGUAAUUCAUUACCAACAAUACUACCAUUACUUCUAUUCUGUUAUUAUUUGAGAAUCACCUAAAACUAACUACACAUGGGUUGUUUUAUGUGGAAUCCUGAAAAAAAUUGAUAAGCUGUUAGGCUCACAGAAAGUCGUAGAAAAAGAAACUGAAAAAUGACAGAUACAUUUUUUUGUCCUGGCUGCAGCCUUCAGCUUGACUGGCUGCAUUGCUGUCUAUCUUUGAAGUUUGAAAAACUUUAUGUAUCAGACAUGAUUUUAAGAGAUCACAUUUUCAAAACGGUAUUAUUAAAAAAGCCAAAGGAACAUACAGUGUAGCUGACCAUUUAAAUUUAAUGCGGCAGGUUCAAAACUGCUGCCCACUUUUUGUCUGUUUUGAAAUAUCUUUUAAGCAAAUACUGAUACUGGAGAAAGAGAAAAUCUGUAGUGGAAUGUAUGCAUUAUGAAUAAUGUGAAACAUACACCACUGCAAUAAAUAAUGUUAUUUAUUUAAAAGAAUAUUAUUUUUAUAUUUAUAAAAUGUAUAUUUAUAUUUGAUGAAGGAAGCACAGUAAUGUGUUUGUUUAUCUAGUGAACACAAUGUGUAUUGUUUUUAACUCGUAUUUCUAAUAAACAUAUUUAAAAGAUGGUUACUAAGCUAUGAUUUGCCACUUUACAUAGUCAUUCACAUAUUUAGUUGGCUUAAAAUACAAAUGGUUUUAAAAGAUGUCUGCAUUUCUUAACUGAAAUAAGUGAGAGACUGAACAUCUGCUGCAAAUGACAAACCAGUACUAGUUAAGACAAUCCUGUGCCUUUGAAGUAGUGCUCUUUCCUAACACCUUUCACUCUCAAUUAAAUCAUUUUAAAUUUGCAAAGUAGUUUUAUAGCAGUGUUUAUAUACAAAAGAUGUAGUUUAUAUGACUCUGUAAUAAGGCUGCCCAUAAAAUCUGACACUACAUGGAAUUUCACAGAAUAACACAACUACUCUUUUAACAAAUCACUAAUGCUAUGCUACUUUUUACAAUCAUUUAAUAACCAACAACAGAUUAAUAUGUUCAUAUGCUUCCUUCUAAAAUCUUCUUUCUUAUUUUCAGAAGCACGUAUAUCACAAGGAUAAAACAACAUGUUAUCUUAUCUUGUUUGCCAACUUUUUACUAAGAUGUUGAUUAACUAGUACCGUUUUUUUAAGUCCUGUUUUGCAUGCUGUUAUUUGCAUGGAUGACAAUUUCCGAUAGCUCAUUCUAUAAUAUCUCAUGCAUACCAUUGCCAUACCAUAAUUCAACUGCAAAGUGCAAACAUGCACAUGUAAGUAUAACAGUUCUCCUGUAGUAUGUGAUAAUAGGUGUUUGCACUGUAAGACUACAUGAUGAAUAUUAAAACUUGACAUGAAAAGGCUCAGUACCUUCCAAUGUACCAUCACAAAGUUGUUUGCGGACAAUAACUACCAAAAAUGAAAUUAAAAAUGUAUUUAGUUUUUAAAAACA